AUGUCCCACGAGGUCAUCAGCGAGAAGCAAGAUGCCUCGACUUCUGAAAUGCUCCGUCGCAUCCAGACAGCCGAGAGCGUCUUGCUUCCCAUUCCACGCGAUGCCUUCGAGAAGCUCUACCUGAACCCAAAAGUCCCAACAAGGGGUGAUUUGCGCCGCACAUUCGGCAACCCGACUCCCAUCUCCUUGAUGGGUUUCGUGCUAGCUGCCACGCCAGCUGCUAUGAGUACCUUGGGCUGGAGGGGAUCAGGUGGGAAUGGAGGUGCUAUUUUACCCGUCUUCAUCUUCUUCGGAGGCAUGGUUCAAAUAUUCGGCGCAGUGGGCGAGUGGAUUCUCGGCAACACUUUCUCCUGCGCUCUAUUCUUCACAUACGGAACAUUCUGGAUCGUCUUUGGCACCUCUGAAAUGCCCUUUUACGCCGUCGGCACGAAUUACUCACCAACAGGUAGCUCCCUAGAAGGCAUGCAAACCUCAGAGUUCAAUGCCACAGUUGGUCUCUACUACAUAGUCCUUGCCGUUCUCACCUUCGUCUACCUAAUCUGCUCCAUCCGCACAAACGCCUGUCUCUUCCUCGCCCUGUUCCUGCUCGUCAUCGCAUUCAGUCUCUUCGGCGCAGGUUACUUCCAACUUGCUGCGGGUAAUCCGCUCCAGGCGGAGAAAUUACAGAAGGUUGCCGGAGGGUUCACCUUUGCCUUGUGCAUUCCCAUCUGGCAUAUAUUCAUUGCUCAGAUCCUCGAUGCGGUUGAUUUCCCUUUCUCUUUGCCCGUUGGUGAUCUGAGUACGAUUGUGGUUGGGAAGAGUCAGAAGGCGCAGAAAGAAACGUGUGGAUGA
Molecule: messenger RNA, 831 nt
Organism: Aspergillus caelatus
Lineage: Eukaryota; Fungi; Ascomycota; Eurotiomycetes; Eurotiales; Aspergillaceae
Product: GPR1/FUN34/yaaH family-domain-containing protein
Exons: 5
Coding region: 1-831 (276 amino acids)
Cellular component (GO): plasma membrane
Molecular function (GO): acetate transmembrane transporter activity
Source: RefSeq, a predicted model, not a curated record